AUGAGCAACCAACCACCACAACAACAACAACCACCAAGGGUUAAUGUUGCUAAUAACCUUUUUAAUAAUAGUAGAUCCGAUCAAAGUUUGGGAUUGAAUCUAAGUGGUAAUAGCAUUGGUAGUGGAGGUACAAGUGGUUCACCCAAUACACUAUCGUCUACUACACCUUUAAAUUUCACAUCUGCACCUACUUCUCCAUUUAAUAAUAAUACUAAUAAUAACAGUAAUAGUAAUAUACCAAGAUCAUCUUCUUUCAAUCAAAUACCUGUACAACAACAUCAACAACAACAACAACAUCAGCAACCAUUAACACCUCUUAGAACACCAUUGUCAAGUUCAACUGCAUCGUCGUCAUCACAAGCAACACUGUUGAGUAGUCAGUCAUCACCUAUCGACAUUAUGAAUUCACCGCUUGGCGCACCAUCGCCACUGCAUAGCACACCUUCACAAGCAUCAUUCUCGACAACACCAAUUGUACAAAUAGGAUCACACCAACAGCCACUACAACCAACUGUAACAUCACCACUUCAUCAACCACCACAAUCAAUGCAAUCACAACAACAACAACACCAGCAACAACAACAACAACAACAACAAGGUUUAGUUGGUGAUGAAAUAACAUUAAAAAGAUUAAUGAAAAUAGGCAAUUGGAAUAAUGUAUUCAAAGUUGCAGAUAUGUGUAUUUCAAAUACAAACAAUCCACAAUCUAUAUUACAAUAUAAAUUAUGCAGAGUGAUUGCACAUGUAAAGAUGAAAAACUUUAAGGUUGCAUACGAUGAGAUUCAAGGAAUUGGUGACAUACGUGAUUUAGUCAAUUGCUAUGAAGCAUAUCCACAGUUGUUCCCCAAUCGCAAAGGUACAAUGGUACCGUUCUCACUGAGAAUCAUCAAGGCAGAGUUGGCAUGUCACCUCGGUGUAGAGAAGUAUCAGUUGGAUGCACUCUAUGCACUGCUUGCUAUUUGUAAACGUGAGAUCACCAAUUUAGAGCAACAACAACUGCAAUUGCAACAACAGCAACAACAACAGCAGCAUAUGACUGCUUCAACCAUUGCUACUGCUGCUACAACCGCUGAUACCGAGCAACAACAUACUCUCUCACCAGAGCAACAGAGUAUCUAUCUCUCGCAACUGGAUGGACUGACAGCUUCCACCACCUCCACAUCUCUCCUAACACCAACACUCUCGCCAACACUCCAUGCCUCUUCGUCAUCACCCAACAUCAACUCACUCAUGUUGAACGGUGGAAUUCCAUCUGAAUCUGAAGUAUUUGAAAAUAGUAAUGAUAAUAAUGCAGUUUCAAUUUGGAGGUUGAGAGAACGUAGAAUUAUAUUUUCAAUUAUAACAUUUAUCAUUCAAAAGAAUAAGGAUUAUUUGUUGGCUAUUAAGAUAUUGGAGGAUUUAAUUCAUAGACAACAAGCAGACCAAUGGAUUUUGUCGGCAUUGGGUAGAAUUCAUUUGCAAAUGGGUAGUAUCCACAAUGCCGAUUUGAUAUUCAAGAUUGCGGAUCGUCUGAUUCCGGAACCAGAGAUUUCCGUUGUCUCUUGGAUGAAUCGUGGAUUGCUUGCUGUUGCUAGUGAUCAGUAUCCUCGUGCCAUCGAGUGUUUCGAGAGUGUCUUGAAGUUGGAUCCAACCAACGUUGCUGCGGCCAACAACAAAUGUAUAUCGAUGCUCUACACCUGCGAUCUAAGUGGUGCCGUUGCAACACUAGAACAACUCAUGCAAAAGGAGAAAGAGAAAUCUAUCGAUGAAACACUGAUCUUCAACAUCUGUUCACUCUAUGAACUCUCCUCAGAGCGCUCCAGUGAAAAGAAGAAAGCAAUCAUGGGUGACAUCGCCAGACGCGCACCCGACAACUUUGAUUUCAAGGUUUUCAAAAUAACACAACCUCAAACAAACUAA
Messenger RNA from Heterostelium album PN500, 1899 nucleotides. Its product is annotated as tetratricopeptide repeat protein. The transcript is spliced from 4 exons. Bases 1 to 1899 code for a protein of 632 amino acids. Gene Ontology annotation, cellular component: TRAPP complex; Golgi apparatus. Gene Ontology annotation, molecular function: protein binding. The record is from RefSeq and is a predicted model, not a curated record. NCBI's taxonomy places the organism in Eukaryota, Evosea, Eumycetozoa, Acytosteliales, Acytosteliaceae.